GGCUCACAUUCACUCUCACCUCACCUGCCCUCGUUUCUUCCGUCCCCUACACACCUACCCGAGGAAGAGGAGGAGGUGGGGUGGCCAUGGCGGCGGCGGAGAAGACGAAGCCCGUUCUUUACAGCGAGUGGAUGAGCUCGUGCUCCUACAGGGUCCGGAUCGCCCUCAACCUCAAAGGUAUUGAUUAUGAGUACAGGGCAGUGACACGGGGUGAUCCAGAUUAUGGGAAGAUCAAUCCAAUUAAGUAUGUGCCAGCAUUAGUAGAUGGGGAUUUCACUAUUUCUGAUUCUCUAGCAAUCAUAUUGUAUCUUGAAGACAAAUAUCCCCAGCAUCCUCUUUUACCUCAAGAUCUAAAAAAGAAAGCUCUUAACAUGCAGAUUGCAAAUAUCGUGUGUUCAAGCAUCCAACCUCUUCAAUGCUAUGCUGUAAUUGGUUUAGCUGAUGGCAAAAUGAGCGCCAACGAGAGCCUUCAGAUAGUUCAGCAUUACACUGACAAGGGAUUUAGAGCAAUUGAAAAACUUCUGGAAGGAUGUCGCAGUAAAUAUGCUACUGGAGAUGAAGUCCAAUUGGCGGAUGUGUUUCUAGCGCCCCAGAUUCACGCAGGAAUAACACGUUUCCAAAUUGAUAUGUCAAAAUAUCCAAUUCUGGCGAGAUUUUACAAGGCCUAUAUGGAACUUCCAGCAUUUCAAGCUGCUGUCCCUGAAAACCAACCAGAUGCACCUUCAUCCUGAUAAUUGAAGGGUGCUGCUCCAUCAAGAUGCCUGCGGUAAUCAAUGGAAGUCUGCAUUUCUGCAAGUCUCCAUGAAGUAUACCCACGACAUCAUGCAUUUCAAGCUGCACAUCCUCAAAACCAACCAGAUGCACCUCUAUCCCAAUAAUCAGGAUUCCAAGCGAGCCGUAUACAUUGAUAUUCAUGUAACUUUUACUUAAAAAAUUGGAUGAGUAGUCUCCAGUGCCAUACAUGUAAUUUCAGUGUAAAAUGUUCAGUGUAAACAAGAUAGUGGGACAUGAAUUACCUGUGACCCACAACAUUAUCCAUCCAGUACUCCAGUACCUAGGGAUAUGGUAUUGUUGUAUAUGUAAUUGAUGAUGCACUGUCUGAACUUCAGAUGCAGUAUGUGAUUAGUCCACUGAUGAUGCACAUACGUAUGCACUGACGUAAGCAGAAUUGAAUGUUGGUACACAUGUAAACACCUCAACUAUUACUGAAUAAACUCUCAUACUGGCCUGAAGGGUUAAA
This is a messenger RNA of Oryza sativa Japonica Group (Japanese rice), 1240 nucleotides long. RefSeq names its product glutathione S-transferase. Lineage: Eukaryota; Viridiplantae; Streptophyta; Magnoliopsida; Poales; Poaceae. Gene Ontology annotation, cellular component: cytoplasm. The record is from RefSeq and is a predicted model, not a curated record. Gene Ontology annotation, biological process: glutathione metabolic process; L-phenylalanine catabolic process. Gene Ontology annotation, molecular function: glutathione transferase activity; maleylacetoacetate isomerase activity.